UUUCGAUCUGUCCCUAAUGUAAAAUGAUUGAGCAAGCUUCACUGGUUUGCGGGCUAUUCAAUGGAAAACGAAAGCUAUUACUGUUCUCCCAUGGCGUCCAGCAGCGUAAAUGACCCUAGUCAAGGGAACAGCUACCAGGAGAACUUCAGCUGCUCUGAGAGUAACUCUGAGAGCAGUGCUACAGAAGAGGAAUCAGACAGUGAUGCAGCAGGAACCCGACAGGAUCAGGAAGAGCCUUGCCGGUACUACAACAGUGGUCACUGCCGGGAUGGGAAAAGGUGCCACUACCUACACGUCUGCAAAUACGCACUGAGAGGCAACUGUCGCUAUGGAGCCAAGUGUCGCCUCAAGCACCUCAGCUCCUCGUCUGACAGUGAUGGAGGUAGUGGGAGGAGGGAAAGGAGGAGGUCUUUAUCUGGAGGGAGAAGAGGAGGCGGUGGGAGAGAAAGGAGGAGGUCUUCAUCUGGAGGUAGAGGAGGAGGUGGAAGGAGGGACAAGAGGAAGUCUUUAUCUGGAGGUAGAAGAGGAGGUGGGAGAGAAAGGAGGUCUUCAUCUGGAGGUAGAGGAGGAGGUGGAAGGAGGGACAGGAGGAAGUCUUCAUCUGGAGGGAGAGGAGGAGGUGGGAGAGAAAGGAGGUCUUCAUCUGGAGGUAGAGGAGGAGGUGGAAGGAGGGACAGGAGGAGGUCUUUAUCUGGAGGGAGAGGAGGAGGUGGAAGAGAAAGGAGGUCCUCAUCUGGAGGGAGAGGAGGAGGUGGGAAGAGGGACAGGAGGAGGUCUUUAUCUGCAGGGAGAGGAGGAAGUGGGAGAGAAAGGAGGAAGUCUUCAUCUGGAGUGAGAAGAGGAGACCGGGCCAGGGAAAGUUCUUCAUCUAGAGGGGCUCAGCGUGACAUUAGCGGGCCAUACAAAUGGCAGUUGGAAGAUGGACAUGGCUGGAAGGACAUAGCCAACGAUCACAUUUUGGAGGGACAGUACUCCCAACCCAACAUUAAGGGCAUCAAUAUCUACAACACCCCCUACGGCAAAGUGAGUAUUGAUUUCAAGGCGAUGAGAGUCCGCGGUAAGAAUAAUCUGAGAGUGAGGCGUUUGGAUGGUCAGCAGACAGAGUGGAUCUGGUUCUACUCUAGUAGCAAAGGCUGGACCAAGUAUGGAGAAAAGGAUUCCAAGGGAAACUCAGGCCCCAUCCAGAGUUCUGAGAUCGAGAAGAAAUUCCAACUCAACCGUAACGGUUCUCCUACGUUCAACAUCGGCUCUGAUAUCUUCAAGAUCCGAUUCAGACAAAUGAGACAGGUGAGCGGCAAGAGGAAGAGGAAAGUUGUCCGUCGUCCAAAGUACCAACCACCUCAAAGCGGAAAUCUAAUUGGUCGAGUGACGUCUGCUUUCCAGAGAGUGAAGAUGUCUCCAGCGGGCCAGAGUGAAUCUCCAGAGUGGCAGUUUGGGGGGAAAAGUGGGCACUGGCACACCUUCAAAGACAGUGCUGACAUUGAAGACCAGUACCAGAAGGACUUCAAUGGAUCCAUGUCCCUCACUGUCAAAGGACAGGCCUACAAGCUGGACUUCUCAGCCAUGAAGCAAACCAACCAGUCUACAAGGGCGACGCGCUUCAUCAGGCGUGUCUAGAGAGCAUGAUGAACAACGCAACAUCAGGCGUGUCUAGAGAGCAUGAUGAACAAUGCAACAUCAGGCGUGUCUAGAGAGCAUGAUGAACAACGCAACACUCCGACAUCAUCAUUGCCUGUUUAUUUUAGGGGAAGUAGAAUUGUUGGGUUGCUAUUACAUGCAAUAUGUUUACAUGCAAUAACCUGCCAUUAGCUCACGAACGGGAAUACAUGCCUAUUGCCGAAAAGGACUACAGAUAUUGGAUAUACUCCUGUACACACUGUGUAUGAAACAACAUGCACAAUAACAAACUGUUUACCUUUUUCUGUGUGUUUUGUUGUUGUUGCCCCGCAAAAGCAAAGUGCAUUAUCUGCAAAUUUGGUAAAAAAACAUUUGUUCUGUUGUAAUGGCCUGGUGCAAUAUGUGAUAAUAAGGCAUUUAGUUUCCUGACAAGAACAACCCAGUCAAUCAGAAUAUGUCAUGAAGUACCAGAAAUUGCUGUAUGUCUGGACAGAAAAAGACUUUGAAGUCAGAUUUGGCUGUUAAAUAUUUUAAGCAGAUAUUGCACUUUGCCUUUGUAGGGUAUACAUGUAUGAGGGAUGCUGUAGCAGACGGCCAUGAUCAAGUAACUGGGACAUUUAGUUAGAUAACAUUUGUGUGCAUGAUGUUGAAAUGUAGGUCAUACCUUUUAUCUCAGGUGUUGUUCGAAAAUUCGUGAAUAUUCAAAGCCCUCAUUAAAUAAGCCUUAAUAUUUAAAUUUAAUCAUUUAUUUGAAUCAAGGGUCAUAGCCAAUGAUGUAUAUACCCAUCAUUGGUCAUCUAGCUUGUGUUCAUUUCUAACAUUACCCCUAGAUUAGUUAUAUUUUUAUUGGUGCAAUAAAUGCUCAGAAGAACUGUGAGUAAACAAAUCCUGUUACAGUUUGACAUUCAGCAAUGAUGAAUUGAUUAUGUUUUAUGAAAAUCAAUGCAAUACAAUCUACAGUAAUGUGGUAGUAACAAUGUUGGAAUAACACUGCGUUAAAAUGUUCCUAAAAAUGGGCUGACGCUUGUCCUAGGUACCUUAAUGUGAUUGAAAGCUUAAACUGCCGUAUUGUUACUGUACACAAUGAAUAAAGACAAAAACAGUAUGUUUCCAUGUAAUAAGGUUUUGAUUAAAAGCAGAAUAAAUUGCAAUGAUUUUAUUUUGUGUUCUGGUAGUUUGCAUGAUUGGUUCUAAUAAAUCUGCGUUUCACCAA
Oncorhynchus kisutch (coho salmon) is the source of this 2830-nucleotide messenger RNA. Its product is annotated as ZnF_C3H1 and WWE domain-containing protein. The transcript has 9 exons. Gene Ontology annotation, cellular component: nucleus. The record is from RefSeq and is a predicted model, not a curated record. Bases 61 to 1617 code for a protein of 518 amino acids. Lineage: Eukaryota; Metazoa; Chordata; Actinopteri; Salmoniformes; Salmonidae. Gene Ontology annotation, molecular function: NAD+ poly-ADP-ribosyltransferase activity; metal ion binding.